CGGUGGCGAUGCUUUGGUGGUGGUGUCGAGGAGGCAGAGGUUGCGCGGAUGGACGCGGAGGGGUUGCUGGCGUCGGCGGCGAUCAACCUGGGGCUGGCGCUGGUGGCGCUCUCGCUCUUCUCCCUUCUCAAGAAGCAGCCCGGCAACGCGCCGGUGUACCUUCCGCGGCGUAUGGCGGCCGGUGAUCGCGGUGGUUCUGCCACUGGUGGUGGUGGUGGUGGUGGCGGCGGCGGCGGGCUGCCGCUCGGCCACGGGCGGCUGACCCCGUCGUUCCGGUGGAUCCGCGCCGCGUUCCGGCUCUCCGAGGACGACGUGCUGCGGCGCCACGGCCUCGACGCGCUCGUCGUCGUCCGCCUCUUCAAAUUUGGGAUCAAGUGCUUCACUGUGUGCUCGAUUGUUGGAUUGUUCAUCCUUGCACCAAUAAAUUAUUCCUCUGAAGAUUUACCACACUCCACCAGGUCAAAUUCGAUGGAACUUUUCACAGUAUCCAAUGUGGCAAGGGGUUCUAACAGGCUUUGGGUGCACUUCUCAUGCCUUUGUUUCAUAUCCUUCUAUGUAGUGUAUUUGCUUCAUAAGGAGUACAAAGAAAUGUCCAGUAGAAGAAUUGCACAUUUGAAGUCUCACAGGAAACGGCCUGACCAAUUUACAAUUUUAGUUCGAGGAAUUCCACUAUGCCCAGAUCAUGGAAGUUAUGGGUGUUGUGCUGACCACUUCUUCUCAAAACACUACCGGACAUACCAAUCGUAUCAAAUAGUACACGACAUAGGAAACAUCGAGGCACUUCAUAAGUUGGCAACCUCCCUUGAGAAAAAGAUUAAGAGAAAAAAAGAGACCAGAAGAUGCAACUUUUUGAAGUGGAUCUGGUUUAAGUUGACAUUAGAAGGGAUAGAUAUUCACAAACUGGAAGAAAAACUAAAGGACGUCCAUCAGUCUAUCCGCCUUCUACAGUGUGAAAAUAUGCUUAAAGGAAAGGAAUUGCCUGUUGCUUUUGUCUCAUUCAAAUCGCAGCUGGAUGCUGCACAAGCUGCCGAAAUGCAACAGCAUGUCAAUCCUCUGUCGUUGGUGACUACAUAUGCUCCUGAACCAACUGAUGCAAUAUGGAAAAAUCUGGCUAUUCCUUUCUGCCGUAUUGCUGUGUACAAACUCGGUGUUCUCGUUACUGCAUUUCUGCUCAUAGUAUUCUUCACUAUCCCAGUCACAGCUGUGCAAGGGAUUGUGCAAUUUGAGAAAAUUGAAAAAUGGUUUCCGCCGGCUAGAGCUGUACAUCUUAUACCAGGUUUGAAUUCUGUUGUAACUGGGUAUCUUCCAAGCCUGAUCUUGAAUGGCUUUAUUUACCUGAUUCCCUUCGCGAUGCUUGGCAUGGCUUCAUUUGAGGGAUGCAUUGCAAAAUGUCAGAAGGAAAUCAAGGCCUGCAACAUGGUGUUCUACUUCUUGUUAGGGAAUGUUUUCUUCUUGAGCGUUCUUUCUGGUUCUCUACUCCACCAGAUAGGAGAAUCCUUUACACAUCCAAAGGACAUACCUAGCCGUCUGGCUCGUGCUGUUUCUGCACAGUCAGAUUUCUUCAUCACAUACAUUUUGACGGACGGCAUGUCAGGGUUUUCUUUGGAGGUUCUUCAGUUUGGCUUGCUUACAUGGCAGUUCUUCAAGGCACAUUCAAUUGGACAUAGUGACCAGCCAUAUCUUUACGGCUUCCCUUACUACAGAGUUGUGCCCAUCGUUUCCCUUGCAGUAUUGAUUGGAAUGGUCUAUGCAGUAGUUGCGCCUCUUCUACUUCCAAUUCUUGUUAUUUACUUUUUUCUUGGUUAUGCAGUGUACAUCAACCAGAUGGAAGAUGUCUAUGAAAUCACAUAUGACACUUGUGGACAAUAUUGGUCGAAUAUUCAUCACUACAUCUUCCUUUCGGUCAUACUCAUGCAAAUAACAAUGCUAGGGCUGUUUGGGUUGAAGUCGAAGCCGGGAGCUUCAUUCGCCACCAUCCCCUUGCUUGUAUUAACCAUUCUGUUCAACGAGUACUGCAAGGUUCGGUUUCUUCCAACCUUUCUUCAUCGACCUGUCCAGGUUGCCAAGGAGAAUGAUGACCUUAAUGAAGCUGAAGGGAUGAGGGAAGCUGACCUGGAUCAUGCCAUUAGCGCCUAUAAGCCACCAUGGAUGCGUCCGACUCUUACUCCGACGAACUUCUCUCUGGAUUCUAGUUCAGUACAGCCUUUGAUUCGUUCUGUAUAG
This is a messenger RNA of Oryza brachyantha (malo sina), 2223 nucleotides long. RefSeq names its product CSC1-like protein At3g54510. Gene Ontology annotation, molecular function: calcium-activated cation channel activity. Gene Ontology annotation, cellular component: plasma membrane. The coding region runs from base 49 to 2223 and encodes 724 amino acids. The record is from RefSeq and is a predicted model, not a curated record. The transcript has 10 exons. NCBI's taxonomy places the organism in Eukaryota, Viridiplantae, Streptophyta, Magnoliopsida, Poales, Poaceae.